AUGAUUUGCAAGGCAAGCAUCGCAUCAGGAUGGGCCAUACCGAGUAGGCCACCGUCUUUCGCUUGCAUAUCCGUUUUCUCCUUCCUUGCUUCUUCGGGCUCAGACAUCGAUAUUGCUAGUAUGCCUUCUAUUGUCUCUCUUACGGCGGCACUCACAUUUGUGGGUGCUGUUAUUGCCUCGCCGGUAGAGAAGCGCUCUGCUUUCUCUGUCGAACAGGUCCCGCAUACGACAUACCUCAAGAACGGUCCGGCACAGAAGGUCAAGACAUUACGCAAAUAUGGAAAGCCAGUGCCACAGAGCCUCUUGGAUGCGGCGGAGAGCCGUGACGCCGUUGGCGAGACUUUUACUGCUUCCGCUGUUGGUGAUGGUAGUGACCCUGCUGUGCCCAGUGACCAGUAUGACUCGUCAUAUCUCAGCCCAGUUACUGUUGGUAGUACCACCGUCGAACUGGACUUUGACACCGGUUCCGCUGAUCUCUGGGUCUUCUCGUCUCUUCAAGCUAGCUCGCAGUUGUCUGGCCACCAGUACUAUCAGGCGGAUGCCUCCAAAUUGAAGUCUGGUUACAGCUGGAAGAUUUCCUAUGGUGACGGCUCCGGUGCCUCAGGCAAGGUGUACGCGGAUAAGGUCGUCGUCGGUGGAGUCACUGCGACCUCACAGGCUGUCGAGGCUGCGACUUCAGUAUCUGCGCAGUUUAGUCGAGACAGCAACACCGACGGUCUUCUUGGUCUUGCGUUCAGCUCCAUCAACACUGUCUCGCCCGAACCACAGAAGACUUUCUUCGACACCGUCAAGCCUCAGCUUGCUGAACCCCUGUUCGCUGUCAACUUGAAGUACCAUGCAGCAGGAACCUACGACUUUGGUUAUAUUGACAAGAGCAAGUAUACUGGUCCCAUCACCUAUGUCAACGUCGACGACAGCCAGGGUUUCUGGGGUAUCAGUGCCACUGCCUAUGGGGUUGGAGGCACCACCACCCAGCGCGCCAUCUCUGGAAUCCUCGAUACCGGCACAACCCUCGUCUACACUGACACCGCCAUUGUCAAAGCCUACUACGCCAAGGUCUCAGGAGCGAAGCUCGACAAUAUCCAAGGCGGAUAUGUCUUCCCUUGCUCCGCGACUCUGCCCAAUUUCUCCAUCACUGUUGGUGGCGUUGCCCAGGUUGUUCCAGGCAAGCAUAUCAACUAUUCUCCAGUCGAUUCCAGCGGCACAACCUGUUUUGGUGGCAUUCAGACCAACGAUGGCCUCGGCAUGAGCAUCUUUGGUGACAUUUUCCUCAAGAGCAAAUACGUUGUCCACGAGGCGGCUCCCGACUCCCCCCCAAGAAUUGGCCUGGCUCAAUCGGCCAGCGUAUAA
Plenodomus lingam JN3 is the source of this 1350-nucleotide messenger RNA. NCBI's taxonomy places the organism in Eukaryota, Fungi, Ascomycota, Dothideomycetes, Pleosporales, Leptosphaeriaceae. The record is from RefSeq and is a predicted model, not a curated record.